GACGCUUGUGAGCGUGAUCAGAGAUGAUGAGUGGCACUUGUGGAGCGGCACGACUUUCUUCAAAAUGAGGUGCCCUUUUAAGAAACGUAAAUCAAAUUUAUUUUUAUUGAGUUUUGGCCCAGGUACUGCUGUCGAGGUUGAGCAACGAAUUUAGACACUUAGCAUGAGUAAGUAUACUUUCAUAUAGUACGCGGUGUGGAGGUGGGGGCCAUGAUGCGUAUCUGUUGUAGUUGGUUCUCGUUCUGUGCAGAAUGGCCGACGCAAGGGGCCGUUAGCGCCGGAGGACGAUUCUAGCCGCCUUUGGCGUACAGCCGAUCCGGGACGGCGGGGCCGACCCGGGACCCAGGAGCGCAGGCGCGACACUCGCCUCUCGGUAUGAAGACUUUUUGCAGUCGGUCGCGGAAAUCGCCCGGCCCGGGUGUGCCCCAUGCUUCCACCUAGCGUGCUGCAAUGAUUGCAUCGAGUCGCAGGCCCGCCACCGGAGUCACGGCCACCGCGCGGGCUACGCGCGGCCGCGAGAUGUUGAGCCCGGAAAGCUAGCGCGGAGCGGCGGCGCCGCUCGCUAGGGCCAGGGUUGGAGGCAAUGAGCUGGGCCCACAAUGCACUGCCGCCGCGUCGCGUCCGCUGGCGUGGCCAGAAGCACCCCCUGCGCGUAUCUCGGGCCGCACCCGCGGCGGGGCUCUUGCAAAAGGGCGCGCCCGUUUUGCGCCGGCGUGGCUUUUUUCAUUCGCCGCCGGCUGGCUCGCGCCAGGCAGCUGGCGCGGCCACGUUUUGGCGCGCUGGCGGUCUGGCUAUCCGGCUGCGCCGGUGGUUGCUGCCCCAACAAUGAGCCCGCGCAGGCGGCCAUGGUAACGAAAGAAGUCGUGGCGCCUUCAGUCCACUCACGUCGCAAUCUGCAGUCGAGUCACUGGUCCGGCUUCGCAUCCUCUCGCCGAGGCAGUCCGCGUGUUUUUUCUUAACUCAGUAUGGCCUGCAACUGCAACACAGCGGAAGAGGAGGACUUGAGAGCAGGUUGUGAUCCGUACUAGCCGUAUGUUUCUCCUCGUCCGAGUUGCGGCUCACUGUGGAAAUUGGGUUGUUGGCUGUAGACUUUGGAAACCUCGCGGGACCACACCGUGGCAGAGCCGGUGCGAGACGGAGAGGUUGGUGCGUGUGAAACUACUGAACUGAGAGGGCGAGCGACACUCAGUGUCUCUUCGGCCCCCGAAUUGGGCGGGCUGCUGGGCUAGAGAGAGUGUCU
Messenger RNA from Amoebophrya sp. A120, 1240 nucleotides. The record is from the annotation of a GenBank genome assembly. Lineage: Eukaryota; Dinophyceae; Syndiniales; Amoebophryaceae.